Messenger RNA from Cucurbitaria berberidis CBS 394.84, 1193 nucleotides. RefSeq lists its product as uncharacterized. Gene Ontology annotation, molecular function: protein binding. NCBI's taxonomy places the organism in Eukaryota, Fungi, Ascomycota, Dothideomycetes, Pleosporales, Cucurbitariaceae. The coding region runs from base 335 to 1075 and encodes 246 amino acids. The transcript has 3 exons. The record is from RefSeq and is a predicted model, not a curated record.
GCUACGACCCCGCUGGUCUACCCAAGAGCUCCCCACGCGGGUUACCAGAUACUGUACAUACAACACUGUACUGCUAUACUCCACCACAACCACUCGAUAUCCGCGUAGGUGCCGCUUUAUACUCUACCCUCCCAAGCAACUGGUGGUUCAACGUGCCCCGCCUAAAUACAACCCACUUGCUUGACCAUUCCCCGCAUCAGUCGGCGUUUCCCUAGCCUCAGGCUGACACUCCCACGUAGCGUCAGUGCCGACUUGUUGCCUACCUUUCGCCAGCCUCCGCCCUCUUUCCCCCUCCCUCAACUUCCUUGUAUUCCGACUUCCACUUACUCCCACAAUGGCAUCCAACCGAGCUCGCCGCAUUCACAAGGAGCUGGCCGACAUCCAAAAUGACCACCUCUCCAAGAUCUUUGUUGAGCCGACAGGAAACGGCGACGACCUCACACACCUUCGGGGCCAGUUUUAUGGGCCGCCAGACACACCGUACGAGGGCGCUACCUUCUUCGUGGACAUCAACAUACCGGGCGACUACCCGUUUCGCCCCCCGGUUAUGAAGUUCGAGACCAAGAUCUGGCACCCCAACGUCAGCUCUCAGACUGGUGCCAUUUGCUUAGACACGCUAUCAUCACAAUGGUCGCCAGUUCUGACCAUCAAGUCCGCCCUCAUCUCCCUCCAGUCCCUCCUGAGCACGCCUGAACCAAAAGAUCCACAAGAUGCGGAGGUCGCCAGCAUGCUGAUCCGAAACCCCGCUGAGUUCGAGCACAAGGCGCGUGACUGGGCUGUGAAAUAUGCGGGAGCACCAAAGAAGGAAAUCGCCGAGGGUAGCGGAGGUGCUACAGCCGAGUCGAUCAAGAAGAAGGCCCAGCAGGCUAGGCAAAAUGAGGAGAAGGUCAAGCUUGCAGCGUACCAUGGAUACAACAAGGACCUUGUGGAUCGCUUUGUGGCAAUGGGCUUCGAUGUCGAGGCCGUUGUGGGCUCGUUCGAGUAUGUCGGCAUUGACAGGAUGGGCGGCGAAGACUACGAGCUAGAAGAGGCCUACAUGGGCGAUAUCACAGCUCGGCUGUUUGGCGAAGCGUAAACACUUUUAACGGCUUCACAGUUAUCUAAGCGAUUUCUAGAAUGACCGAUAUUUCACUUCAUCGAGGAAUCGACGAUUCGCAUGAGACACGGGAGGUAUGAAGAAGACAAUAUAGGCA